Nerophis lumbriciformis (worm pipefish) is the source of this 1617-nucleotide messenger RNA. The record is from RefSeq and is a predicted model, not a curated record. Lineage: Eukaryota; Metazoa; Chordata; Actinopteri; Syngnathiformes; Syngnathidae.
AUGGUGAGACGGUACCUUGGUCCAUCCACUCGCUCUAUCUAUCUUUGCCUGGCCUUUCUGUCCCUUGCUCUUCAUGUCAUUCUAGCAGUCUUUUGUCUCACUGUGCUCCAAACAGCAUGUGUCCUUCCAACCUUAUCUUCCUCUUCCUUGAAUCAAAGAAAAGAUACCAAGAUGCAUCAGUCGUUGUCCUCCUCUUCAGAUAAACUAUCAAUAAGUUCCCCGAAUGACAAAUUUUACAAAUCCAAUGUGACUGGAUUGCCUGAUACCAUUGGCACAGAGAAGAAAAUGAUUGGCACUGGAAAAGUAAAUCGAGUCAUCGAGGAGGCCUCGAAGCUGGAGGCACUUUUCAAACACCCGCUGUACAACCUGCCAGAAGCAGAGCUGCUGGAGGAUGACUGGCUGUUAAGAGUGAAGAAAAACGAGGACACUGGUGAUGACAAGGAAGGGGGCAUCAAUAGUGACAGUCAGUGGCAGAGUUCGAGUCAAGAGGAAGGGUACGACAAAGUCUCUUGGACAAGCGACACAGAGACACACCCACCUUGGUUGCGUUUCCACUUAGGAAUAACUCGGCGAGAACUGUAUAACAGAAAGGACCUAUCUGUGUCAAAGCUGAUUCAUUACUUGGCAACGCAACGCAUUCUUGGAGCAGUUCAAAAGUCAGGGGGUACACAGCUCAAACUGCUAAUGUCAUUUCCAAACCACGGACAAGCUCUGCUCAAACCUAGGAAACAGUCCAGAGACGAAGAGACGGAUGUGAACCUCUUUUACUUCUCUGACUUUGAAAGACACAACGCGGAGAUCUCAGCUUUUCAUCUUGACAGACUACUGGGCUUCAACAGAAUCCCCCCAGUGGUCGGUCGUCUCAUCAAUGUCACCAGUGAGAUCAGAGAGAUUACUACUGACCGCAAGCUGUCUCGCACCUUCUUCACUUCCCCUGCGGGGAAUGUGUGUUUCUAUGGUCAGUGUGACUACUACUGCUCAACAGAGCAUCCACUGUGUGGCCAACCACACUUACUUGAAGUGUCCUUGGCGGCCAUGUUACCUGAACUCAGCCUUGCUCCUCGCAGGUCGUGGAGGUCACCAUGGAAACGAUCCUACAGCCGCACCAAACUGGCCCAGUGGGAAAAGGACUCCACCUACUGUGACACUGUCAAGCAAACCCCUCCGUACAACCACGGCACCAGACUGGUGGAUGUUAUAGACAUGGCUAUAUUGGACUUCCUCAUGAGCAACAUGGACAGACAUCACUAUGAGACUUUUGAGAAAUUUGGCAAUGAAGCAUUCCUGCUGCAUCUUGAUAACGGAAGAGCGUUUGGACGUCACUCCCAAGACGAACUAUCAAUUUUAGCUCCCUUAAAGCAGUGCUGCAGGAUUCGUCGCUCCACCCUCCUUCGACUGCGUCUCUUGUUCUAUCCAGACUUUCGCCUGAGUGAUGUCAUGCGGCAGUCGCUGGCCCAGGAUCCACUUGCAGCUGUUGCUCCCCUACUGUCCGAACCACACCUCGCUGCUUUGGACAGACGCUUAGCAACUAUCCUGCAGAUGGUGGAAAACUGUGAAAAGCACCAUGAAGAUGUCAUUCUCAAUGACCUGGGAAGCUACAAAGAAGAUGAGCACUAA